This is a messenger RNA of Eucalyptus grandis, 975 nucleotides long. RefSeq names its product type III polyketide synthase B. NCBI's taxonomy places the organism in Eukaryota, Viridiplantae, Streptophyta, Magnoliopsida, Myrtales, Myrtaceae. Gene Ontology annotation, molecular function: acyltransferase activity, transferring groups other than amino-acyl groups. The transcript has a single exon. The coding region runs from base 16 to 975 and encodes 319 amino acids. Gene Ontology annotation, biological process: polyketide biosynthetic process. The record is from RefSeq and is a predicted model, not a curated record.
ACGAGGUACGUGGUCAUGUCCGAAGAGAUACUCGAGAAGUAUCCAGAGCUUGCCAUGGAAGGCCUCCCCACGGUAAAGCAAAGACUAGAUAUCUGCAAUGAGGCAGUGACGGAGAUGGCCAUCAAGGCGUCGCAAGAUUGCAUCAAGAAGUGGGGGAGACCCGCGUCAGACAUUACCCACUUGGUCUAUGUCUCGUCUAGUGAAGCACGGCUACCAGGUGGAGACCUUUAUCUCGCAAAGGGUAUCAAGCUCAGUCCAGAAACCCGCCGGGUCUUGCUCUACUUUGUUGGCUGCUCUGGAGGUGUUGCUGGACUUCGGGUUGCAAAGGAUAUAGCGGAAAACAAUCCUGGUAGCCGGAUUUUGCUUGCUACAUCAGAAACUACCAUCAUUGGGUACAAGCCACCGAGCGCUGAGAGGCCAUAUGAUCUCGUUGGGGUUGCAUUAUUUGGCGAUGGUGCCGGAGCAAUGAUAAUUGGGGCUGACCCGGAUUUAAGCAUUGAGAAGCCUCUCUUCGAACUUAAUACGGCCAUUCAACAUUUCUUACCAGAUACUGAAAAAAUUAUAGAUGGGAGGUUGACAGAAGAGGGAAUAAGCUUUAAACUGGCAAGAGAGCUUCCUCAGAUCAUCGAAGAUAACAUCGAGGGGUUCUGCUCGAAGUUGAUGGAACCUAUUGGUUUAUCCAACAAAGACUAUAACAGAAUCUUCUGGGCAGUCCACCCAGGAGGACCAGCAAUCUUGAAUCGACUUGAAAAGAGACUCGACUUGUUGCCCGAUAAAUUAAGGGCAAGUAGGCAAGCUUUAAAGGACUACGGCAAUGCCAGUAGCAAUACCAUUGUGUAUGUCCUUGAUUAUAUGCUGGAAGAGAGCAUGAAGAUGAAAAAGGACGACCAGAGUCAAGAUGCGUUCGGCUUGAUCCUGGCGUUUGGGCCUGGGGUUACAUUCGAAGGUAUUCUUGCGAGGAACCUCACUAUUUGA